AUUUAGGCAUAUACAUUGCCAUCAAUUAACAACUCUCCUUAUUUACACAGAAAACAGAUUGAAAAGCGGUCUGUCAAGAAGCCAUUAGAUCAAUAUGGCAAAUAUGAAACACGUUGUAUUGUUACUUGCAAUAAUGGCAGCAAGAAGUAAAGGUCAGUUAGUUCCAUGCUCUACUGCAACGCUAUCAUUUGCAGUCACUGUGGAUGGCUCGUCCAGCGUUGAUGCGAAUCAAUUUCAACAACAAAAAGAUUUUAUUAAGCGACUCAUUACCCGAAUUGAUGUGUCUGGAAACAGCAAUGCUGGGCUUGUACAGUUUGCAAGUAGUAGUCAAAUACAUAUCAGAUGUAACGACGCUGCUACAUCGGGUGCUUUUAAUACACUGGUAGAUGGAGUCAACAUCAUGACUGGUGCAACUUGUAUCAAGUGCGGUUUAGACAAAGCACAAGAAUUAUUGUCAGGAAAUGGAUGUGGAAGAACAGGAGAAAAUAAAAUAAUCUUUUUAAUGGUUGAUGGAGAUGAAAAUAUAUUCCCUAGCCAGGUGGUAACUACUGCAACUAAUCUUCGAAAUGCUGGAUAUGUUAUCUAUGCUCUGGCAAUUGGAAAUAUUAUUGACGUAGCAAAGGUAGCUUUGCUUACCGGAAGCGCUGAUAGAGUUUUUUCAACACAAUUUGCUGAUUUAGCAACUUAUGAUAUUGAUACAUUAUACGCUGCAUUAACCUCGACAUACUGUACUGUUUCACAAACUGGUUGGGCCAAUUGGGGCCAAUGGUCAUCUUGUUCUAACACUUGUAACCCUACUGGCGUCACACCAUCACGGAGCCGAACAAGAAGUUGCCCAAGUGGUGCUACCUGCCCUGGUUCUAACACUGAAAGUGAGAGCUGUAAUGAAAAUAUUGCCUGUCCAGGUAUCCUCUCUCAAUGGGGUCAAUGGAGCACAUGCUCAUCUACAUGCCGUCUCACUGGUGCUAAUGCACCCACACGAACAAGAACUCGACGGUGUGACAAUCCAAGCCUUGGAGGGAAUUGUGGUGGUGCUAGCUUAACAGAAACAGAAAACUGUAACGAUGUUUUAUGCCCUGUCAUACAAUGGGCACAAUGGAGUCAAUGGUCAGCUUGCUCAGCAACAUGUGAUCCAGUUGGUUUCACUCCUUCAAGAACAAGAACGCGUAGCUGUUCAGGUGGCUCAACUUGUCCAGGAUCGACUACUGAGAGCGAAAGUUGUAAUGUAAACGUAGCUUGUCCAGGUAUCCUCUCUCAAUGGGGUCAAUGGAGCACAUGCUCAUCUACAUGUCGUGCCACUGGUGCUAAUACACCCACACGAACAAGAACUCGUCGGUGUGACAAUCCAAGCAAUGGAGGGAAUUGUGGUGGUGCUAGCUUAACAGAAACAGAAAACUGUAACGAUUUUCCAUGUACUGUCAUACAAUGGGCACAAUGGGGUCAAUGGUCAGCUUGCUCAGCAACAUGUGAUCCAGUUGGUUUCACUUCUUCACGAACAAGAAGGCGUAGCUGUUCAGGUGGCUCAACUUGUCCAGGAUCAGCUACUGAGAGUGAAAGUUGUAAUGUAAACGUAGCUUGUCCAGGUGUAUUGACACAAUGGACGCAAUGGUCAGCUUGUGCAGCAACAUGCAGAACUCCAGGAUCAUCCCCACCAGUCAGAACAAGAACACGAUCAUGCAUCAAUCCUAGUUUAGGAGGAAAUUGUAAUAACGCUGUUGUUGUGGAAAGAGAAGAUUGUAACACUGAUGCUUGUACAGGCAAUUUUCUUUCACAAUGGAGUCAAUGGGGUCCUUGUUCUGCAACAUGUCAGUCAGGCAACACAAUUCCACAACAAACUCGUACAAGAACAUGUAGUGGAACGUGCACUGGUGUGUCAACUUUAGAGCAGAGAAAUUGUAAUGCUGGUGUUAGUUGCAAUGUGAUUAGUUGCUCCAAUGCCAACAUAUCUUAUGUCAUUGUCAUUGAUUCAUCCAGUAGUGUCAAAACAUCACUACCAGACGAAUGGAGUCAAGAAAAAACUUUCGUUAAGAACUUUGCCGCACAGCUUGGUCUUGGAACAAACUCGCGAAUCAGAGUAGGCGUUGUCAAUUAUGGAGAUGUGGCUAACAUUGUUGCUACUUGUGAUUCUACCGCAACCAGCAAUUUAGCAAAUUUUAAUGCAUUAAUUGACGGUUUACCUCGUCAACUUGGUGGUACUGCCAUUAAUGAUGCCUUGCUUAAAGCUCGUGAAUUAUACACUGGUGCUGGAUGUAACCGUGCAGGUGAACUAAGAGUUGUACUUUUUCUCACGGAUGGGUACGAGAAUAUCGUAUUUGAUGACGCUGUCCGUGUAAGCACAGAAAAUUUAGUGCGGAGUGAAGCUUUAGUAUAUGUUGGUGCAAUUGGUCCUGAAGUAAGACUUCCUGAACUUGUUCGUGUCACUGGGAAUUCGUCCCUGAUAUUUACUGCUAACAACUUCUUGGAAUUAUCUAAUAUUGAUGCGGCUGCAUUACAUCCGAGGAUUGUUAGUCAAGUUUGUCAAGUUGGUGGAGUUUGGGGUAGCUGGUCUGCGUUUGGGUCUUGUUCAAUCAGCUGCGGUGCGAGUGGUGUAAAAUCAAGAACACGAGUGUGUAGAAGUCCUGUAACUAAUGCUUUACAGAAUGAUUGUGCUGGUUCUGCUAACAAUACCACCCCAUGCUUUGAAGGAGAUUGCGCAGGUACUUGGUCAAAUUGGACGUCUUAUGGAGCUUGCUCAGCAUCUUGUCAUUUUAACGAAGGUGGAUCACCGCCAACUCAAAUAAGAACAAGAACUUGUGUUGGUGCUACUGGCGCAGGAAACUGUGGUGGAGGUCCCACAUCAGAAACAAGGAGCUGUAACGCCCAAGUUCCAUGUCCAGGGCAAUGGUCUGAAUGGGGUCAAUGGGCCAAUUGUAGUGAAACUUGUCAAUCGAAUGUUAACACAGCCCCUACUCAGUCCAGAACAAGAACAUGUAGUGGUGGAACAUACGGAGGAGGAUGUUUUCCUGGAAGCAAUGUAGAAAGACGUAGUUGUAAUGCUAGAGCUCCUUGUCAAGGAAAUCUCACACAAUGGUCAGCGUAUGGUAGUUGCUCUGCAACAUGUCAAUUAGGCCUUCAAGCUCCAACUCAACAAAGAACACGUCGUUGUGAAAAUGCAACUUUUGGAGGAAAUUGUAAUGGUGCUCUAUUGGUUCAAAUUACUGACUGUAACGUAGAAGUUGCUUGUCCAGGUAAUCUAUCUCAAUGGACAAAUUGGAGUACUUGUCCUGAGACUUGUCAAACUGGUGUUAUACCUACUCAACAUAUAAGGACGCGUACCUGUAAUGAUACAAGUUUUGGUGGAAAUUGCAAUGGAGCUUCUCUUACUGAAAGCAGAAAUUGUAAUGCUGGAGUACCAUGUCCAGGUAACCUAACUGCGUGGACCCAAUGGUCAACCUGCUCUGCAUCCUGUCAAUUGGGAAGUACCUCUCCAACAACAACAAGAACACGUUUAUGCCAAGGCGCAACGCUGGGUGGCAACUGUGGUGGUGCAAUGUUAAAUCAAACAGAAAAUUGUAACUUUCAAGUUGGCUGUCCAGGGAAUCUAACCCAAUGGGGACCAUGGAAUCCUUGCUCAAGCACCUGUCAAGCCACUGCAGUCAAUCCUUCUCGUGCUCGGAUUAGAUUUUGUAUUAAUACAAGCUUUAAUGGCAACUGCUUUGGCGCCUCUCUGCAACAAACUGAAAGUUGCAACGUCGGUGUGAUUUGUCCAGUUCCUUGUAUAUGGAAUCAGUGGAGUAUGUGGAGUACCUGCUCAAAGACUUGUGAUAUGGGUGCAAGGUCACGAAGUCGCACGUGUAAUGAUCCAUUUCUUGCUAACGGCUGCAAUGCUUGUGUUGGUUCAACUGCAAGCACAUCCACUUGUAAGAUUGCUGACUGCCCAGUUGCUUGUCCUGUUCAAAAGAGAUGUAACUGCAGUUUAGCUCCUCAAUUUCCAACAACUGCUCCUGCUCUUGGAUACUUUAACAUAGACGACGCCACAAUUCAUGCUGCCAUUAAUACAUUGACAUAUUGGACAAAAGAAAUUCAAAAUCAAAUCUGUGAAUCUUGCAACCUCCAACGUUUACAAGUGAGUGUGAACACGGUAACUUCACAUGUCAAUCAAGUCAAAGCAAUGAUUGAUCGAUUGAAUGAGAUCAAGAAACGGCUACGUGACAUCAUCAACUGUAACAACAAUGUUUUCAUUGGUUCCGAGCUAUGGGCAUUGUACGAUUAUCUUUAUGCUCGUUGCACAAUGUUAAACGGUGUUCAUACUGAAUUGUGUGCGUGCCAAAUGAGAUUUGAAGCUGCAAACAAUUCCUGCAAAAAAUACGGUUGGUUCCAUCAACUAAUGAAACAGGUAUACAGGAAGUGGUAAAAGGAAAGGGAACAAACUUUUAUUUACGCAUAUUUUACGUGUAAUGUUUCAUGUGCAAACAGGGCAGUAUUAUCAUGGAAGUAUUUUUUAAAAAAACUGUGGCUAGUGAAAUUUUCUUGGUGACAGUUAGUAGGUAAAUUAUUAGCUUCUGGUUAGAAAUAAGUUUUUUCCGAUUUUGUUUACUAAUUCAUUGUUAGUAUUGGGCAGGAAUGGACGAAUAUAGUGUUGGGUUAGAUUGAACGAAAAUGGUGUUGGGUGGGUACGGUGUCAGUUAGGUAUAGUAUCAACUGUGUAUAGUUUCACUUGGGUAUGUUGUCGGAUAGUCAUGGUAUGGUAUAGGUUUUGUGUCGGUGGGUAUGGUGUCGGGUGAUGUUGAGUAGGUAUGAUUUUAUUUGACCGUGGUGAUGGGUUCGUAUUGUGUUUGGUGGGUAUGUUGCAGGGUAGGCUAUUACAUAAUGCAAGUGUGAGUAUAAUAUUGAGCGGGUUUGGUAUGGUGUCGGUUAGGAAAAGUGUCGGUUAGGUUUGAUAUCCGUGGGUAUGGUGUCGGGUGUUAAAAAUGUUUCGUUUGUAUAGUGUUAAUUGGGUAUGGUUGGGUAUGGUGUUCGGUGGGAAAGGUUUUAAGUUUAUAUGAUGUUGAACUCAUAUUGUGUUGGAUAGACGUACUGAAGAUUUUACACUAAUAAAAUGCUUCCAUGUUACAUUUGCCCUGUUUGCAUUGUUUGCAUUGUUUGCAUUGUUUGCACUGUUUGCACUGUUCGCACUAUUUGCAUUGUUUGCACAAUAUCGUUUAUACAGUUCGCACAAACAAUUUUAUACUUUUGUACUUUUUUUUAAUAAGGCAAUUUGAAGGAAAACUACACGUAUACAAAA
Molecule: messenger RNA, 5263 nt
Organism: Hydractinia symbiolongicarpus
Lineage: Eukaryota; Metazoa; Cnidaria; Hydrozoa; Anthoathecata; Hydractiniidae
Exons: 23
Coding region: 95-4393 (1432 amino acids)
Source: RefSeq, a predicted model, not a curated record